This is a messenger RNA of Salvelinus fontinalis (brook trout), 5626 nucleotides long. It is a transcript of the gene nf2b, whose product is annotated as NF2, moesin-ezrin-radixin like (MERLIN) tumor suppressor b. The record is from RefSeq and is a predicted model, not a curated record. NCBI's taxonomy places the organism in Eukaryota, Metazoa, Chordata, Actinopteri, Salmoniformes, Salmonidae. Gene Ontology annotation, cellular component: plasma membrane; cytoskeleton; adherens junction. The coding region runs from base 487 to 2304 and encodes 605 amino acids. Gene Ontology annotation, biological process: regulation of gliogenesis; regulation of organelle assembly; regulation of cell shape. The transcript has 17 exons. Gene Ontology annotation, molecular function: actin binding; cell adhesion molecule binding.
GGGGAAACGCACACAAUGGGCGUUAAUAUGAUUCCCAUCUCCUCAAACGGAUCUCUGCUAGUGCACGCGUAUAUGAGAAUUCAUAGUUUAGCUACGUUGUAAUUCACGUCCAUAUAUUAUGAGCGUUUAGCUAGCUAGUAAUCGGUUUUACCGUUCCCUUUUAAAAGCUCCUUCUGUACAAAGUUGUCGAAUUGGCAGUUUUUUCUUUUAUUUUGUCAUUAUGGAUGUUUGGAGAAAGUUUCGCCCGUCCCACAACUUGUUUUGGUCCGCUUUCGUGGCGUAAAACUUGUUCGUGUUAUUGUAGCCAAUAACGUUACUGUUAGCUAGCUUCGAAAGGUUCGGUGGCUUUCCCAGACAAAUCUCAGCCUUUCCUUUUGACUCUUGUACGGCAGGAGUUGGAGCAGUUUAUUCCUGGGACUCGGCCUAGUCUAGUAACGUGAGUUACUUUUUUUCUAAGGUAUAUCACCAAUCUCCGAGGCCCCCAAAAUGUCGAUUUUAGGAUUAAAAAAGAAACAACCAAAGACUUUUAAGGUCAAAGUCAUCACUAUGGAUGCUGAAAUGGAGUUUAGUUGUGAGGUGAAAUGGAAAGGUAAGGAUCUGUUUGAUCUGGUGUGUCGGACAGUGGGUCUGAGAGAAACCUGGUUCUUUGGGCUCCGGUACACAGUGAAGGACACCUAUGCAUGGCUGAAGACAGAGAAACGGGUCUUGGAUCAAGAGGUCCCUAAAGACUCGCCGAUAACAUUUCACUUCCUGGCCAAGUUCUUCCCAGAGAAGGUAGAAGAAGAGCUGGUGCAGGAAAUCACACAACACCUCUUCUUCCUGCAGGUGAAAAAGCAAAUAUUAGACGAGGAGAUUUUCUGUUCUCCUGAAGCCUCUGUCCUGUUGGCGUCGUACGCUGUUCAAGCCAAGUAUGGGGACUAUGAACCAAACUUUCACAAGCCGGGGUUCUUAGCCCAGGAUGAGCUCCUACCUAAAAGAGUUCUGAUGCAGUACCAGAUGACUGCAGACAUGUGGGAGGAGAAGAUCACAGCCUGGUACGCAGAGCACAGAGGCAUCGCCAGGGAUGAGGCUGAGAUGGACUACCUGAAGAUAGCUCAGGACCUGGACAUGUAUGGAGUCAGCUACUUUGCCAUCACUCAAAAUAAACGAGACACAGACCUGCUACUGGGUGUCGAUGCCCAGGGCCUUCAUAUUUACAGCCCCAACAGCAAACUGAACCCCAACAAGUCUUUCCCCUGGAGCGGCAUCCGCAACAUCUCCUACAGCGAGAAGGAGGUAACCACGUUCACAAUAAAACCUCUGGACAAGAAGAAAGAUGUUUUCAAAUUCUACUCCUCCCAACUGAGAGUCAACAAACUGAUUCUGCAGCUGUGCAUUGGGAACCAUGACCUGUUCAUGAGGAGGAGGAAGGUGGACUCCAUCGAGGUACAGCAGAUGAAGUCUCAGGCCAAGGAGGAGAAGGCUCGCAAGAAGGUGGAGCGUCAGAUCCUUGCGCGGGAGAAGCAAAUGAGGGAGGAGGCAGAGCGAGCGAAGGAGGAGAUGGAGAGACGGCUGUUCCAGCUGCAGGACGAGGCACGGCUGGCCAAUGAGGCGCUGCUGCGUUCAGAGGAGACCGCAGAUCUGCUGGCGGAGAAGGCCCAGAUCGCCGAGGAGGAAGCCAAGCUGUUAGCCCACAAGGCUGCCGAGGCGGAGCAGGAAAGGCAGAGGAUAGAGGCUACCGCCCUCAAGACCAAGGAGGAGAAGAGACUGAUGGAGCAGAAGAUGAGAGAGGCAGAGCAGCUGGCCGUCAAACUGGUGGAGCAGUCAGAGAGGAGGUCGAAGGAGGCGGACCAUCUGAAGCAGGACCUUACGGAGGCCAAGGAUGCUGAGAGGAGAGCCAAGCAGAAACUCCUGGAGAUCACCAAGACGUCUUACCCGGUACAGAAAACUAUAACCCUAACCAAGACAUCUUACCCGCUCAUAGCGGCCUACUCCACCCCCCCUCCUCCCCCAGAGGGAGGAGACCUAGCUCUGGGAUCCGGAUCGAUGCGGAUCGACUUUAAAGACUCUGAUAUGAAGAGACUGUCAAUGGAGAUAGAGAGGGAGAGACUAGAGUACGUGGAGAAGAGUAAACACCUGCAGGAUCAACUGAAGGAGCUCAAGUCUGAGAUUGAAUCUCUGAAGCUGGAGGAGCAGCAGCAGCAAGCUGGGGUCUACAGCCUCCGCAACGAGGCCCGCGGCUACCCCCCUGAACCGCCCUACAUGCCCCAUAGUAAUAGAAACUCUGCCUACAUGGCUCAGAUGGCUUUUUUUGAGGAAGUGUGAUCCAACCGCCAUUGGAUUGAAACAGGGGUAGGCUAAGUGCCAUUGGAUGACACGCAGGGAGGCGGGACAUUGGUUGUGACUCUUGUUCCUUAAUACCAAGAUAUGCCUACUUGGCAUAUAUCUAUGUUUUGUGCCUGACAAAAGGAGCACACUGACACACACACACACUGACACACACACACACUGACACACACACACACACUGACACACACACACACUGACACACACACACACUGACACACACACUCCCAGUGACACUCCAGAAAAGACUGUGCUUUGGAAAGAUUUGUUUUCCUCAGAUGACACAUCACAACACUACAAGUUUUCCUUCCAGUUUUCCGUUAUGGUUUAUUUGAUGCAGCCCUAGUUACACUGCCUGUGGGUGUAUAUUAUCACAGACGGUGCUGUGUGCAUGUUCUGUGGAUGUAUUUUACUUCAAUGUUUGGUUUUUAAAGGGAUGCCUGGUAGAGUGUGACAUAGAUUUGACUGAGGUAUUUUAUCCUAUAUGACUGACUCUACACUACAGUGUGCCUUUAGGAGAAUAUACUCUCUCAGCGACCAGGGUCAUGUCUGUCAAGCUACCAGGCUUCAGGUGUGAUACUUUGCCUUCGCUGAUUAAUGUCUUACUUUACUCAGUCGUUUUAUUGUUGUAGCAUGGUCGAACUGAUCGUCUCCAGAGCAACAUGUGUCCUGCAUCACAUUAUGCCUUCUAACCAUUAUCAUUUCAAACUGUCAUUUCAACGGUUUUCUGUUUUUAGUAUUUUAGAUCGUUGACGUGCUUUUAACUUAGCUUUUUAAAGAGUUUUCUUCACGUUACAAACAUUAAAUAUGCAAUCCCUCGUUCACUAGUUCCUGUUAUGGAGCAUCCCAAAAGGCACCCUAUUCCCGUUUUAGUGCACUGCUUUUGACCAGUGCCCUAUUUAGUUCAUUUAGGGUGACAUUUGUGACGAUGACCUGCCUGGAUUGUCAAACACCUCUGGGGUGGGUUUAGAUCCAACACCUCUGGGGUGGGUUUAGAUCCAACACCUCUGGGGUGGGUUUAGCUCCAACACCCCUGGGGUGGGUUUAGCUCCAACACCUCUGCGGUGGGUUUAGAUCCAACACCUCUGCGGUGGGUUUAGAUCCAACACCUCUGCGGUGGGUUUAGAUCCAACACCUCUGGGGUGGGUUUAGAUCCAACACCUCUGGGGUGGGUUUAGAUCCAACACCUCUGGGGUGGGUUUAGAUCCAACACCUCUGGGGUGGGUUUAGAUCCAACACCUCUGGGGUGGGUUUAGAUCCAACACCUCUGGGGUGGGUUUAGAUCCAACACCUCUGGGGUGGGUUUAGAUCCAACACCUCUGGGGUGGGUUUAGAUCCAACACCUCUGGGGUGGGUUUAGAUCCAACACCUCUGGGGUGGGUUUAGAUCCAACACCUCUGGGGUGGGUUUAGAUCCAACACCUCUGGGGUGGGUUUAGAUCCAACACCUCUGGGGUGGGUUUAGAUCCAACACCUCUGGGGUGGGUUUAGAUCCAACACCUCUGGGGUGGGUUUAGAUCCAACACCUCUGGGGUGGGUUUAGAUCCAACACCUCUGGGGUGGGUUUAGAUCCAACACCUCUGGGGUGGGUUUAGAUCCAACACCUCUGGGGUGGGUUUAGCUGGCAGACAAGCCCAUUUCUCUUCUGAUUUCUACGACAUCUUGUCAGCGCUUAGCUCAGAGGAAGGUUCCAUCUCUAGAAAAGAAGGGAAGACAUUCUGUAUAUGGAGGAGGAGAAUUGAGAGAGAGAAGGUGGCUUGUGCUUGUGAAGGAAGUAGAUUUUAGAUGUAGUAACUCAUGGUUAAGGGUUGGGGUCAAUUCCAUUUCACAGAAAUAUAAUAAGAUUAUAAUGCCUAUUUGCUGAGUUGAAAUGGUCUGGACCCAACCUUUGCUGUGGUUUUUGAAUGGGAGCCAUGUCUUACAUGGUCAGAUAUCCUAACUAACAGAACACUGCUUGGCAGAUUAUGCAACAUUUUCAAGGUUGGGGGUUGGUUUGGCAUUUGUGUGGGUGCAGACACCUGCACGUACAGAGACACACAGCCAUGUAUUUAAACCAUGUGUCAAAAUCACAUUUAAACCCUACAUUUAUUAGUCAUUUUUAUUGUAACAUAAAUAAGUUAUUGUCAGAUCUGUUGUCAGAAUUUUCCUUUAACCGAUGUCAGGUUUGAAUCGAAAUGGAGUUGUUUUGGAUGGCAAGAUAUCACACGCGCACUCUCAGCAUAACUGUUGUGUACAUGUGUUUUUCAUUUCUCAUGGUUAUACCUAUUUAUGUGUGUAGAAUAGUGUUGUUGGGUUUUAUAAUGUUAACUCCUUUUGUUGUUUAUCUGAAGCUAGAAACUCUCUUUACUGUUGUUGACUUAACCAUUCCUGCUUUUUUCCAUCCUCUCACCCCUAUCCUCCUUUCCCUCUCUCGCACUACUCCUUUUUCAUGUGUUCAUCGGUUUUAAAGGGCCGAUGAUGUGUCACAUCAGUUUGUUUUUGUUUUUCACUGUUUGUUUUCAUAGAUGACCUCAGAACUGUUUCAUAUCUAUAGGUUUACUGUAAUCACCCAUAUCUGUCCCAAGUGGCACCCUAUUCCCUAUAUGGUGCACUACGUUUGACCAGGGCCAGCAUCAGGCUCGGGUCAAAAGUAGUGCACUAUACAAGGGGGAAUAGGGUGCCAUUUGGGAAAUAGGCACUAUAUGGCUGUCUCUCAACACUCUGUCGUUGCCUCUUUUCCUUUUUAGAGGGCGGCAAGUAACCUUGCGGUUAAGUUAGGCCAGUAAACGGCCGACGAGGUCGUUGAUUUAAGUACCUGAGCCGACAAGGUGAAACAUUUGUCGAUGUGCCCUUGAGCUACUACUAUGGCUGAUUUUGUAAAACACUACACUGGACUGUGUUUUUCUUCUUCACAACCUUGAUUCUGUUCCUUCAUUGCCGCUAGUCAAUUUAUAGAGGUGUGGAGGUUUCCUCCGUGUGGAGGUUUCCUCCGUGUGGAGGUUUCCUCCGUGUGGAGGUUUCCUCCGUGUGGAGGUUUCCUCCGUGUGGAGGUUUCCUCCGUGUGGAGGUUUCCUCUGUGUUGCUGUCACCUAUCAUGCCCUGUCAGAUCAGUGGCCAUAGAGGAAAGGACACAAGGGAAGGAAGCUAGCUAACACUAUUAAGACACAGCCAGGGAGGGACAUGCCAAACAAAAGCGAGUCACAAUGUCUGAUUUCUGAGAUUAAGUGUUUUGAGUGCAGUUUCUUUUUGCUUUUUGUCAUAAGUGAAUCAAUGCUGUCAAAGGUCUUCGCUGUUGCUUAUAAAACAAAUAUACACUAGCAUUG